This is a messenger RNA of Brachypodium distachyon (stiff brome), 4619 nucleotides long. RefSeq names its product ABC transporter G family member 36. The transcript is spliced from 22 exons. The record is from RefSeq and is a predicted model, not a curated record. Gene Ontology annotation, molecular function: ABC-type transporter activity; ATP binding; ATP hydrolysis activity. Lineage: Eukaryota; Viridiplantae; Streptophyta; Magnoliopsida; Poales; Poaceae. Bases 422 to 4456 code for a protein of 1344 amino acids. Gene Ontology annotation, cellular component: membrane.
CGUCCGCCGGAUCGUUCUCUCUCCUUCACCCGCCCCAAAAACCAUUUUGUUUCUGUUGUCACCAGACUCAAACCCUCGAGGAGACCAUGGAGCAUGACCCGCGCCGCCGUUCCACCGUGUGCCAGGGUCCCUCCCCAGCUCCCCUACCUGGCGGCGGCCUCCAAGUCGUUGCGGCUCGCCCGGCCGAGGCGUGCGUCCAUACCCUGGUCGCGACCCCGUCCCCGCAACCCCGAUCCGGUCAUGGCGUCGUCGAUCUUCCACCUGACCAGUGCAGCAACCCACUCGGGCUUCGAUGGCUACCUCAAGCGCCGGCAAGUUUCAGCGGCGCUCUCUGCCUCGUUAGCCCCUUCGGCAUUCUGGUUUCGGGUCCACGAAAAAUGCAGAUUCGAGCAAAGAGCAGUUCAUGAAAUACUGAAAUACUAUGCAAGAAAGGUUGCCACCAUGCCACCAGAUGGUGGUUUACGAUGUUAGAGUUGGCAUCAUUCAACCAACAAUUGAGGUGCGCUUCGAGCACCUAAAGGCAGAUGCGGAAGUUUGUGUUGGGAACAGAGGACUGCCGACCAUUAUGAACUCAGUAAACAACAUUUUUGAGCUGCAAAUGCUCUGCACAUACUGCCAAGCACUAAGCAGACGAUGCCAAUCCUCCAUGGCAUCAGUGGCAUUAUCAAACCUUUUGUCAUUGUACAGAAUGACACUGCUUCUAGGCCCACCAGGAUCAGGAAAGACAACUUUGCUGCUUGCAUUGGCUGGGAGGCUUGGCAAUGAUCUUCAGGUUUCAGGCAAAGUCACUUAUAAUGGGCAUGAAAUGGAUGCUUUUGUGCCCGAGAGGACGGCCGCAUAUAUAAGCCAGCAUGACCUUCACAUAGGAGAGAUGACUGUUCGUGAGACGCUCGCUUUCUCUGCAAGGUGCCAAGGAGUUGGACAUUUAUACGAUUUGCUUCUUGAGUUGUUAAGACGAGAGGAAGCAUCCAACAUCAAGCCUGAUGCUGACAUUGAUGUUUUUAUGAAGGCAGCUGCAUUGGGAGGGCAAGAAGCCAAUAUGGUCAUUGAGUACAUACUAAAGAUAUUGGGACUAGAAGUAUGUGCAGACACAAUGGUAGGGGAUGAGAUGUUCAGGGGUAUAUCUGGUGGACAGCGGAAACGUGUUACCACAGGUGAGAUAUUGGUUGGAUCAGCAAGAGCACUAUUCAUGGAUGAUAUCUCCACAGGCCUUGACAGCUCAACAACAUUCCAAAUCAUAAACUUCCUCAGGCAGGCCAUCCACAUCCUAAGCGGGACAGCAGUCAUCUCCUUGCUACAACCUGCACCUGAGACGUACAACUUGUUUGAUGACAUCAUACUCCUCUCGGACGGGCAGGUCGUGUACCAUGGGCCCUGCAAGGACGUGCUCGACUUCUUUGAGUCCAUGGGAUUCAAAUGCCCUGAGAGGAAGGGUGUCGCCGACUUCUUGCAAGAAGUAAUGUCAAGAAAAGAUCAGAAGCAGUACUGGGCAUGGCAUAACCAGCUCUACCAGUAUGUAACGGUAAAGGAAUUUGCUGAGGCAUUUCAUUUAUUCCAUGUCGGCCAAACCAUGGCAAAUGAAAUUGCGGUGCAGUUUGACAAGAGCACAAGCCAUCCUUUAGCACUGACUACCUCAAAGUAUGGUGUAAGCACAAAAGAGCUGCUGAAAGCCAAUGUUGACCGGGAGUUUCUGCUCAUGAAGAGGAACUCAUUCUUUUAUGUGUUCAGAAUUGUACAGCUGAUCCUGUUGUCGGUCAUCGAGAUGACGUUAUUCUUCCGUACAGAGAUGCACCGCGAUUCUGUGGCAGAUGGAGGCAUCUACAUGGGUGCACUCUUCUUUACUACGAUCAUGAUCAUGUUCAACGGUUUUUCGGAGCUACCGCUCACCAUUUUUAAGCUCCCGGUUUUUUUCAAGCAAAGGGAUCUGCUCUUCUGUCCUGCAUGGACAUACACUGUACCCUCUUGGAUUCUCAAGAUCCCCAUCACAUUUGUCGAGGUUGGCGGGUUUGUUUUUGUAACCUAUUAUGUCAUUGGAUUUGAUCCAGAUGUAAUCAGGCUUUUCAAGCAAUAUUUGCUUUUCUUAGCAGCCAAUCAGAUGGCAUCUUCACUCUUCAGGUUCAUUGCUGGCGCAGCAAGAAACAUGAUUGUUGCAUAUGUCUUUGGAUCAUUUGCGUUGCUAGUCUUUAUGCUUUUGGGUGGAUUUGUCCUGUCAAGAGAUAGCGUGACGAAAUGGUGGAUUUGGGGAUACUGGAUCUCUCCACUGAUGUAUGCACAGAAUGCAGCAUCGGUGAAUGAGUUCUUGGGGCAUAGCUGGCAGAAGGUGUUGCCAGGUUCGGUGGAGCCCCUUGGUGUGCUAGUCCUCAAAUCCCGUGGAGUAUUUCCAGAGGCUAUGUGGUAUUGGUUUGGAUUUGGCAUGCUGCUUGGAUUCACUAUGCUCUUCAACUCUCUCUUCACUUUCUGCCUUGCAUAUCUCAAGCCGUAUGGUCACUCCUAUCCAUCAGUAUCAGAAGAGGUGCUGUCGGAGAAGCAUGCAAACCUGAUUGGCAGUGCUCAUCAGGCAAGUGGCAGCUACAACGGAACAGAGUCAUCUAUUGUUGAUCCUAAUUCUAUGCCUGCGCGAAAGGGAAUGAUUCUCCCCUUCGUUCCACUCUCUCUUAGUUUCAACAAUAUACAAUACUCCGUUGAGAUCCCAUGGGAAAUGAAAGCACAAGUGCUGGAAGAUAAGCUGGAGCUCCUAAGGGGUGUCAGCGGGUAUUUUAGGCCAGGAGUGCUGACCACACUGAUGGGCAUUAGUGGUGCUGGCAAGACAACUCUAAUGGAUGUGUUGGCUGGAAGAAAGACCAGUGGAUACGUCAAGGGAAACAUCAGCCUUUCUGGCUAUCCUAAGAAGCAAGAGACGUUUGCGCGCAUUUUGGGGUACUGUGAGCAAAAUGAUAUCCACUCUCCACAUGUGACGGUGUAUGAAUCGCUAUUGUUUUCAGCGUGGCUCCGACUAGCAGAGGAUGUGGACUCAAAUAUAAGAAAGAUGUUCAUUGAGGAGGUGAUGGCGCUUGUGGAGCUGUCACCGAUGAGAAAUGCUUUGGUUGGACUGCCUGGAGUGAAUGGCCUGUCAACCGAGCAGAGGAAAAGGCUGACUAUUUCUGUGGAGCUUGUUGCAAACCCUUCAAUCAUUUUUAUGGAUGAACCAACAUCAGGACUUGAUGCCCGAGCAGCAGCAAUUGUCAUGAGGACAAUAAGAAACACUGUUGAUACUGGUCGAACUGUGGUGUGCACAAUUCAUCAGCCUAGCAUCGACGUAUUUGAAGCUUUUGAUGAGCUUUUCCUGCUGAAGAAAGGUGGGGAAGAGAUCUAUGUAGGUCCACUGGGCCGUCAUUCUUCAGAACUGAUCAAGUACUUCGAGGCAAUUGAAGGAGUCAGCAAAAUCACAGAUGGCUAUAAUCCAGCAACGUGGAUGCUAGAAGUGACAACAGUUUCACAGGAACAGAUAUUAGGCAUUGAUUUCAGUGAUAUAUACAAGAAAUCUGAACUCUACCUGAGGAACAAGGCCUUGAUACAUGGGCUGAGUACUCCACCAGCUGGUUCGGGAGCCCUCUACUUUCCUACCAAGCAUUCCAGGUCUUUCUUCACGCAAUGCUUGGCUUGCCUUUGGAAGCAGAACCUGUCGUACUGGAGAAAUCCCCAGUAUAAUGCUGUCCGUUUUUUCUCCACAUCCAUUAUAGCCCUACUCUUUGGCACCAUAUUCUGGGGUCUUGGCACCAAAAGAGAAAAACCACAAGACUUGUUCAAUGCAAUGGGCUCAAUAUAUGCCACAGUUCUCACUAUAGGCGUGCUCAAUUCAGCAUCAGUUCAGCCAGUGGUGGCUGUCGAGCGAACUACCUUUUACCGGGAAAAAGCAGCUGGCAUGUACUCAGCAUUCCCAUAUGCGUUUGGACAGGUCGUAAUCGAGAUCCCCUACACAUUGGUUCAGUCUGGAAUAUAUGCAGUGAUAGCGUAUCCCAUGAUCGGAUUCGAGUGGACGGUACCUAAAUUCUUCUGGUAUCUCUUCUUCAUCUACUUUACAUUGCUCUACUUCACCUUCUACGGUAUGAUGGCAGUCGGGGUGACGGAGAACCACACCAUAGCAUCCAUUGUAUCAUCUUCCUGCUACGCCGUAUGGAAUCUCUUCUCCGGGUUUGUGAUUCCCAGAACUAAAAUUCCUAUCUGGUGGAGAUGGUACUACUGGCUGUGCCCUGUAGCAUGGAGUUUGUACGGGAUGGUCGUGUCGCAGUACGGUGAUGUGGAUGAUCCACUCUACGACGGUGUCACCGCCACCACCGUGGCAGGAUUUGUCAGCGACUACUUCGGCUUUGAGCACAACAGCUUGAUGGUGAUUGGUGUAAUCGUUGUAGCAUUCGGGCUGCUCUUUGCAUUCUUGUUCGGUCUUGCAAUAAUGAAGCUCGAUUUUCAUAGGAAAUGAUGUGCGGAACACUUCAAGACGUGUAGUUUGAAAUGUUGGCCCGGUCUUUGCUAGGUAGAGUACAGCCCUGACAUCCAGUACUUGAGUUCGUUCCUAAAACUUCACAUUUGGAUCUUGGAUGUUCUUUUUCCUUUUAAUUGUUAUUUUGCUGUUUUGCUGUCUA